Molecule: messenger RNA, 1779 nt
Organism: Fraxinus pennsylvanica
Lineage: Eukaryota; Viridiplantae; Streptophyta; Magnoliopsida; Lamiales; Oleaceae
Source: the annotation of a GenBank genome assembly
AUGAUUGGAUCCUAUUCCCACUGGCCACGUGUCUCGGUAUUUGUUCCAAUUUUUAUACUGUCGCUUAGGCUCAAACACCUUAACUCUGAAGUAUCGAAAGGAUAUGUGGAAGAUUUAUCGAUUAUUAAACACAGAGCAGAGGCUCAAAUACUUAGUGCGAUGCAGCAGGAAGAAGGUGAAGGUUUGAAAGAACCACCCUUGAUCGUGUACAAAGAUGGGGACCUCACUUCGGCAGUUAGUUUUAGUUUUACUGACGAUAAUAGAAUUGGUGAAUCGGGAAAUGUUGCAGACAAAGUUAAUUUUUUGAGAAAAAAUGUGUUCAAUCGUGAUGUGAAGGAAGAUAGCCAAAAACCUCUGCAGAAGGAUAGGUUGCCCAUCUCUGGGGAAAAGCAACAUUCCCAGCCAAAUGGGUUUCAACAUGAUCAGAACGCACAGUAUAUGGCACGCAGGGCAUUGGAUGAGAAUGUUAAAGAGAUGAAAGACCAGGUAGUGAGGGCCAAAGCAUACUUGAAUUUUGUACCGCCAAAUAGCAGCUCUCAUUUUGUAAAAGAGUUGAAGCUAAGAAUUAAAGAGGUUGAACGAGCUAUGGAUCAAAUCACCAAAUCUUCUUAUCUGUCUAGGAGUGCUCUGCAGAAGAUGAAAGCUAUGAAUUCUACCUUGUUAAAAGCCAGUCGUAUUUACCCUGACUGCUCUGCCAUGGUGAAGAAGCUUCGUUCUAUGACUUACAAUGCUGAAGAGCAGGUGCGAUCUCAGAAGAUGCAAGAAACCUUUCUUGCAGGACUUGGCGGAAGAACUAUCCCGAAAGGCCUUCACUGCCUCUCUAUGAAGUUGACUGCUGAAUACUUUUCCCUAGAGCCUGAGAAACGGGUGCUCCCCGACAUAAAUAAACUGCAAGAUCCGGAGCUCUAUCAUUUUGCUAUUUUUUCUGACAAUGUUUUGGCUUGUUCAGUUGUUGUGAACUCAACCAUUUCAAUUGCUAUGGAACCAGAGAGAAUAGUAUUUCAUAUUGUGACAGAUUCUCUCAACCUCCCAGCAAUAUCAAUGUGGUUUUUAUUGAAUCCUCCGGGCAAAGCUACAAUCCAUGUUGAGAGCAUAGACAAUUUUGGAUGGUUAUCCACCAGAUAUAAUGCAACUCUGCAGAAGGAAGGCUCUGUUGAUCCAAGAUAUAUAUCUGCGCUGAACCACCUUCGGUUUUAUUUGCCAGAUGUUUUUCCUCUUUUGAAGAAGAUUGUGCUUCUCGACCAUGAUGUGGUGGUACAAAGGGAUUUAACAGGACUAUGGAAUAUUAACAUGAUAGGCAAAGUAAAUGGUGCUGUGGAGACUUGCAAUGAAGUAGAGCCUUCAUUCCGUCGUAUGGAUAUGUUCAUUAAUUUCACCGACUCCAUGGUAGCCAAGAAGUUUGAUGCCCAGACAUGUACAUGGGCUUUUGGGAUGAAUGUGUUUGAUCUGCAAGAAUGGAGGCGACACAAUCUAACUGGAAUCUAUCACAAAUACCUACAUUUGGGAAAUAAGAGGCCGUUGUGGAAAGCCGGUAGCUUACCCAUAGGGUGGAUCACAUUUUACAAGCACAUUGUAGCUUUAGAUAGAAAAUGGCAUGUUCUUGGGUUGGGAUAUGACUCUGGAGUCAGGCCAACUGACAUUGAGCAAGCUGCCGUUAUACAUUUUGAUGGAAUCUCGAAACCAUGGUUGGAUAUCGGGCUCGCGAAGUAUAAACACUACUGGACGAGACACGUCAAGUACGAGCAUCCCUACCUGCAACAGUGCAAUAUCCACGAGUAG